AUGGCGGAUACGCAGAUCCCAGAGCCGCCGUCGACGACGGUGCAGACGUCCAGCGAGCCACCGCGCACGCUGUGGAUGGGUGAUCUGGACCCGUCGUUCGACGAGGCGACGAUCCAGCACGUGUGGCUGACAGUGGGGCACCAGGUGCAGGUGAAGCUCAUUCGGGCGAAAAAGAACCUGCUGAUUCCAUGCAGCACGAGCAGCACGCUGUCCGCGUCGCACGUGGACGAGGAGCGGAUCCAGAUAAACGGCGUCUCGUUCAUCGACCCGAACACAACGCAGCUGCACCACGCGGGCUACUGCUUCGUGCAGUUCGCGAACUUGCAGGAGGCGCAGGCGGGCCUGCAGCUCAAUGCGACGCCGCUGCCGAACGUGGUGAGCCCGACCACGCGCAACCCCACGAACCCGACCGGCAAGCGCAACUUCCGCCUCAACUGGGCCUCGGGCGCCACACUGCAGAGCGAUAUCCCGGCUACGCCGGAAUUCUCACUGUUCGUGGGCGACCUGUCGCCCACCGCGACCGAGGCGCACCUGCUGUCGCUCUUCCAGACCAAGUUUAAGUCCGUCAAGACCGUGCGCGUGAUGACCGACCCCAUCACUGGCGCGUCGCGCUGCUUCGGCUUCGUGCGCUUCGCGGACGAGAAGGAGCGCCGCCGCGCCCUCGCCGAGAUGAACGGCGUGUGGUGCCAGGGGCGCCAGCUGCGCGUCGCCUACGCGACGCCGCGUAACAACCUCCUGCAACAGCAGCAGGCCCACCCCGCGCCGCCUGCGCCGCCGUCUCCGCCCGCGCCGCCCGCGCAGACCCUGCCUGACAGCCUUGGCCUGCUGGUCGGCGUGCCCAGCCUCGCGCAGCUCGACGCCGCCAGUCUCGGCCGCGCCCAGCAGCCCCUGCUGCUGGGCGCCGCCGGCUCGCUCGUCGGGAGCAACUCGCUGCCGCUUGCGGCGCCGCGCCAGCUGCCCGCCGACACCGCCAACACCACCGUCUUCAUCGGCGGCCUCAGCAACAUGAUCUCCGAGGGUCAGCUGCACGCGCUGUUCAUGCCCUUCGGCAAUAUCCUCAGCGUCAAGGUCCCGCCCGGCCGCGGCUGUGGCUUCGUGCGCUUCGAGAACCGCAUGGACGCGGAGGCCGCCAUCCAGGGCAUGCAGGGGUUCAUAGUCGGCGGUAACGCCAUCCGCUUAUCUUGGGGCCGUACCCACAGCCACAGCGGCUCCAGCGGCUCCAGCGGCUCCAGCGGCUCCAGCGGCUCGCUGGCCAUCGACCACCACCCGUACCACCAGCACCCGCAGCAGCAGCGCUUGGCAUGGGCCUCACAGCAGCUCGGCGACGGCGUGAAUCUCCGCUUUUCCGGCACAGGGUCCAUGGCGGCCGCGGCAACCGCCGCUACCGGUCUCUUGCAGUCAGCCGCUCCACAGCAAACAGCUAUCCACCCCUCGUUGCUGCCAUAA
Messenger RNA from Eremothecium gossypii ATCC 10895, 1446 nucleotides. It is a transcript of the gene NGR1, whose product is annotated as Ngr1p. Gene Ontology annotation, cellular component: cytosol. The transcript has a single exon. The record is from RefSeq and is marked provisional. Gene Ontology annotation, biological process: mRNA splice site recognition. Bases 1 to 1446 code for a protein of 481 amino acids. Gene Ontology annotation, molecular function: mRNA binding. Lineage: Eukaryota; Fungi; Ascomycota; Saccharomycetes; Saccharomycetales; Saccharomycetaceae.